Messenger RNA from Seriola aureovittata, 22757 nucleotides. Its product is annotated as nesprin-2-like. Bases 16 to 21690 code for a protein of 7224 amino acids. Gene Ontology annotation, molecular function: protein binding. Gene Ontology annotation, cellular component: membrane. The transcript is spliced from 111 exons. NCBI's taxonomy places the organism in Eukaryota, Metazoa, Chordata, Actinopteri, Carangiformes, Carangidae. The record is from RefSeq and is a predicted model, not a curated record.
GUGGUUGGAGACCGCAUGGCUUCAGGUGGUGCAGAGGAAGACGAUGGAGGCAUUCCAUUGGACAUUGACAACGUGCACAUGCUCCUCCAAGUGGAGCAUGAACAGAUUCAGAAAAGAACUUUCACCAACUGGAUAAAUGCUCAACUCGCCAAGAGAUGCCCCCCAUCAUUUGUGUCGGACCUGUUUUCUGACCUCAAAGAUGGGUCACGGCUGCUUGACCUGUUGGAGGUGAUGAGUGGUCAGUCUAUGAAAAGACAAAGGGGACAUGGGGUUUUCCAGCAGAGGGCCAACAUUGAGACAGCACUAAGCUUCCUUAAGAAAAAAUCUAUCAAGUUGGUGAACAUAAACAUCCCAGAUAUCAUAGAUGGACGGCCCUCCAUCGUCCUCGGCCUUGUAUGGACCAUCAUUCUCCGCUGUCACAUUGAGGAGCUGGCCAGCGCUCUCUCCUUCAGCUCUCGUCAUUCCUCCCUCGACUCUCUGGCCAGCCUGGACUCCUGGUCUGGCAGCCCCGUCCCAUCUAGUCCAGUCCCUGCAGGCCGGACAUCUCCCCUCCACAGACGCUUCAAAAUAUCUGCCAAGAGGGCCCUGCUCAUGUGGGUCAGGGACCAAUGCCAAAGGGUUGGUACCUCUAUCAGCGUGAAGGACUUUAAGUCGAGCUGGAGAAGUGGAGAGGCCUUCUUGGUCAUCCUUUCUUCUCUCAGACCACAGCUGGUUGAUCUGUCACUGGCUCAGUCCAGAAGCAACCAGGAGAACCUGGAGGAAGCUUUUCACCUCGCCGAGAGGGAGCUCCACAUCCCCCGCCUGCUGGAGCCGCAGGACGUUGAUGUUAAAGACCCUGAAGAGAAGUCCAUUAUGACAUAUGUGGCCCAGUUUCUACAGUACUCCGACAUGCCAACACCUGACGACCAUCUGCAGGUAUCUCCGAGCGAGCGAGCACAAGAGGCGACUUGCUGGCUGCAGCAGGCCUUUGAGGAGCUCUCUGAAGCACGAACGGCAACAGAGAAUUCAGGCUACGCAGAAAAAUAUCGAGUGUUCCAGAGUCUCACUGGCUCCUUCAUGGAGCAGAGGAGACCUGUAAUGACCCUCCUCGCUACAAUUAGACGCUGCCCUGAGCUGAGUCGAGAGCAGCAAGCUCUCAGGGCAGCAUGGGAUCAACUGGAGGAGGAGCUGCAGAGAUGUAAAGCAGACCUGGACCUGAGUCUUCCUCCUUCUCUGGAUUCGGUGGUGGUGUGGCUGCAGCGUGCGGAGGCGGCGUUAACAGAGGAGGGAGGGAGGGUGAAAGAUCACGCAGGCGCAGCUAAAGAAGCAAGAGCUCAGCAAGACACCCUAAAGAAUAUAAUUAAGGAGAUGAGCCACCAUGUCCAAAUCCUCGACAACUAUGACAACACGGAUGACUCUGGAAACGUCAUAGUGCCCCUUGAAAAGUUUGAGGAGAUAAAAAGACGUGUAACGCAUAUCAGAGUCACAGCUAAAUAUCAAGGGAUCAAGUUGGAAUACCAGGAACAUCGUCUCACCGUGCUGGACCUCCUGAACCGCAUCAAUGCUAAGAUCCAGACCUGGAAAAGUCCAUACAGAUCAAAGGAGGCUGUAGAUGUGCUACUGCACGACUGGCAUGAGACAGUGGAGCGGCAAAGCAUGCUUUUGAUUCUGAUGGACACUCUCCAAAACCUGAAGGAGAAGGCAAACGCUUACACCAGCAAAGCAGCACUAGGUGAAGAUUCCCAGCGUGUUAAUCGUCAGGUGAAGGAAGCGGAAAACGAAGCUGAGUCGGUCUCACAGGCUGUGCCAGCUGUGAAAGGGAUGAUGGAGAGAGUGGUGUCUGCGUGGGAGACUUACAACAAGUGCCUCACCUCUCUACAGACAUGGCUCACACAAAACACACAGUCUCCUGCUGCAGGGACACAGCAGGAAAUGAGUGAGUGGACGUCAUGUCAAGCUAAGUUAAACGAGGUGGGGAAUCUGCUUAUUGAAGUGACAGAAACUUCAACCAGCCGCACUCUGGCCGAACAACUCAGCAAGGUCAACAUGCAGUGGGCUGAGUGUGUGAAGAGGACAAAAUUUGAAGUGUCAUCGGAGCCCAGUGUCGGUCCCCCAGGUCUUCAAAUGGUGCAUUCACUGACCCAGGAGGCCAGCUGGCUACUGAGACAACCACUGGACGUGGCUUCUGUCCCACUGAAGGCUAACAGACAGAAACUACAGCUGCUGAGUAAAAAGAUGGCAGAAGUGGAUAUGUCAUCUCUCAGUUCAUCCCCAGACUUUCAAACAAGCCACAAAGAGAACCUCCAGCAAACUCUCCCGCAGGUAUUCUCCUGUAAAAACUCUGACUCACCGCAACAUUCUGUGCUGUCUGAAGCAGAGAGGACCUGCGGGGAGCUGCAGCGGGCUGCAUCCAGGCUAGAGGGCCGUCUGGCAGAGCUGGACCACUGGAGCACAGAUGCGCUGGACUGUUACCAGAACCUAAAGGAUAAAGAGCACAGAGGGCGCUCUGCACUGGACUCUACAGCCAAAGUGCUGAUCUCUCGGGGCUCGCAGCUAGAGAACCAGGUUGUAACUGAGGGACGGGAUCUGCAGGACUUUGUCGCACGAGUACAGAAAACCUCUCCUCUGCAGCACCUCAGUACCUCUGGGAUGCAGGACAGGAUCUCAGAGGCAGUCUCUCACGGCCAGGAGAUUCUUGGACUGUUUAGUUCCCUUGGGUUUAAGGGGAAUGUGGGUGAACCAGUCCAUCAGACCCAGAGACAGCCAGAGACGGGGUUCCUUGUUGUGGCCAGAGCCAAACAUGUAGACCAGACUGGGAAUGUUAAGCUGCAAACCCAGGACCCAAAUCAGCUCUCACCUCAGAUUCCAUCUCAUAUGCCUCAACAAAGGACAAGAGAGCUCCAGGAUAAAACAACCAUUGUUAUACCCCAUGUCAAAAUCCAAAUGCUGCCUCAGCCUCUGAAGGAACCAGUACCUCAUUUUCACUCUUCUCUUUCUCAAAGUGUAAAAGAAGCUGAACCUCAGUCCAUGGUGCAGCCUCAGUCAUUUGCUCAAGCUUCAAGUCCCAGUCAAAAUGAUCAACCUUCACCAUCUUCAACCCAAACUGCUGCUGGACCAAUAUCUCAGAAAAGUCUGGUUCUGGUUCUGUCUAAACACAUCACAAGUCCAGUAACAGAGGGACACGGAAGCUCACCUCCCUCACAAACUCACAAAUCCAAAUCCAGAAUAAGAGGCCAACAAAACACUUUACAGGUUGAUAAAACAUCUCCACUGCCACCCGUCGUGGUCCGCAGUGAAGUUCAUUCUAAAGCCCAGUCAAUGGCAAGAAGCAGGCUGGAGAAGGCCAGAGUUCAUCUGCACGGACGCAUCCAGCAAGCCAUCAAGUUAUUUGGUGGCAGAGAGAUUUCAGAGUCACAGGCCAAGAAGAAGCAGCGGGCUUUAAAGAUUCUGCAGCCUGUCAUCCUCGACGAGUUCCUGGAUGCAGUGGAAGGUUACGGGGCCUUCUGCUCCGGGCCCCAGCUCCAGGACUUGAUGCUCCUCUCUGACUCAGUCAGAAAGCAGUGGGAGGACGUACGCAGAGAAAUGGCUGCCUUUGUUCCCAUGUUCUGGUCUCAGCUCAGAGAAGGAAAGCAGCCAUUUUCUGUUGUGCAAAGUCCAACUCAUACUAACGCUCUCAGAGAAGCUUCUGACCAGACUGACCUUGACUCUUUGCAGCAGCAACAACAGGUGGUUUCACAUUACCUGCUCCCACAGGCCGCCAUUGACGGAGCUGCGUCUGCUGAGCAGCGGGAUGAAUCGCUCCGAGAGCUGUGUGAGACAGUGGCACCAGGUGAAUCAUCCUGCCUGGCGACAGAGCAGCUGAACAAGUCAGACGAAGCACAGGACAAACAAACCAGUGACGCGGUUCUCCCAGCACACAGCAGGGGACGGCAGCCCGGGGGAAACACCCCGCUGGGAGCGACUGGCGUGUCGGCAGAAACACACCCGAGCAGCGGUCUGCGACAGACACCGAGCGCGGACAGCCAACAACAAGACCUCUCACCUGCGGCGGGCUCAGUGCCACUUCAUGGUGAUAUCCUGCCACUGCGAUCUCAGGAUGUCCCAACAGGAAGAGAAGAGCAACUGGCACAACAGAGAGGCUCUGGGUCGGGGAAAAUUAAGAAGUCUUCACUUCGAGCCCAAGAACAGCGACUGAAGGCUCGACUGCUGAACAUCACAGAGAGCAACCAGCAAGCCCAAACUCAUAUACAGGCGGUGGUCAGGGGUGACACUGUGGAGGCCAAGCAGGAGCCAGAGUGGACCGUCAUCCCAGAGGCGGUCGCCCCACCACAGGAGGAGCACCCUUCUGAACAGGAAGUACUAGAAAGGUACAGGAAGGCCUGCUUGGUAUUUAAGUCUCAACUCAAGAAGAAUGAGCAACAUUUGCUGGAGUUUAUCCCAGAGCAAGUCACCAUCUCUACUCUGCACAACCAAAGGAAACAACUACAGACUUUAAAACAGGUGACAGAGACACUAUGGUUUAAGUUUGAGCUCCAGUAUGCCCACCUAUCCCAUUCCCCCCAUCUGAUGACCAGAGAAGACCGGAGUGAAGUGGAAAGAGACUGGGAGCAGCUGAGUCAGGAGUGGAGAGGCCAACAGAUCUGCCUACAGAACAGGAUGACGUCUCUUGAGAACACGGCCGACCUGAUGGAGUCUGCGGAUGAGACGACGGCAUUGAUCACACAAAAACUUGACGGCAUCAUCCGACAGUCUAUGGACAUCUCCUCCCUCAACCUGACCGAUCGUAGUCUGCAAUCUGACUUAAAGGAGAUGGACGACAGGCUGCAGUCUGAAGUGAGAAAAAUAACAAAACAAAGCAGUGAAGAGGAAAGACAACACCCAGAGGCCACAUCCCUCCACCAGGCUCUCCACAACAGUGUCAGUCAUCUCAAGCAGCUCAGACAGCAGCUGGAGAAGGUUCAGUCAGCUGCCCAGGCUGUGGAUCACUUCCUGGCCACAGUGAGGGAAGUCAAGGCCGAGAUCCCAGCCCUGCUGGCAAAGCAGGACGACAGCAGGCAGCAAAAUGAGGCGGACUGGGAGCAGGAGAGGCGUUCCUGGCAGGCAGAGAUGCAGCAGAGGUUGCAGACGGCUGCGGACCAAUGUGAAAGUGUUGACAGCAAUUUAAAGGCAGCGGGAAUGACUCUGACCAUGGAUGGUGCAACUGCUACGUGCCAGGAUGUGGUGACAUCGUUGUCUGAGCACGUUGCGGACGUGGAGAAAAAGCUGAUGAGAGCCAGGAAAAGGGAGAGCAAAUAUGGGAUGAAUCUAAUGGGAACGGAGCAAAUGCAGAGGAAUGAAGAGUUGAAUCCCACGGAGAUGCGUCAGACGAAGACUGGGGAUGAUUCACCACAGCUGGAGGGAAUACAGGAGCAGGAGCAUCCCAGUCCAACUGGGGCAGAAGAGGAGUCAGGGUUGGAGGCCCAGAGGAGGAGGCUGGAUGGAGAGAAUGACAAAAAGGCCCAAAGAGAGGAAGAGCACAAGUCUCGAACAUGGAGGUCUGAAGGGGAUGGCAAGGUCCAGAGAAGAGGAAGCAGACAGAUUAAGAAAGAGGGAGAGGAGAAGGAGAGCUUGGUCCAGAGGAGAGCUGCCCUGUUAGCAGCACUGAGGGAGAUGAGGGGAGCAGCUGAGCAUCUGGGGCUGCAGGAGCUCACCCUGCCCGCUCUGCAGCAGAGGACACGAGCCUUGAAAGAGCUGGAAAGUCGUCUUGCUGGUCUCCUUCCUGAGCUGCAGCACAUACAAGAUGCAUCUUCAUCAGGAUCCUGUUAUGUGAGUCAGACCAGCGAGGUGAAGGACGUCUGGGAGGAGACGACAAAGGCUGUAACUGAACGGCUGGAGCAGUGUCGUGUCCUGACUGAGCUGCUGAAGAGGUUUCAGAGCGUUCGUGGUGAGCUGACUGGGACACUGCAGAGAGCAGAAAGCACCAUCAGUGAACAAGCCUCCUACAUGGGGAAAGACAACUUGCAGAGAUUCCACACUAAGGUUCAGGAAAGAAAAGCAGAGCUGAACAGCCUUGGGGAUGGCAUAGAGGAGGUCCGCAGUGUCUGCAGGCAGCUUCACUCUCACCUACGCCAGAUACCAGAAUGCACCAUCGUCCCCUUUGAGAGCGAAGCUGAUGCUCUGAUGGACAGCUGGCUGGACAUUUCAGAAAGGACAGAUUCCCACCUUGAAAACGUGCACCUUGGCCUCACUCUGUGGGAUGGAGUCCUCCAGCUGGGAGCAGAGGUGGAGAGCUGGACUGAGAAUAAACUAGCAGUGUUUGCUCAGUCUCCUUCCUUUCAGUCAGAGGGUGACAUCAAGACACUGCAGAAAGAGAUUGUGGCCCAAGAGAAGAGUGUGGAGCGUUUCCAGCAGAGAGCCACUGAGAUUCAGUCCCUGCUUCAAAGCACAGAGCCCCCGCUGGAGCUGCAGGUGGCGGAGACCCAGAUGAAGAAGAAGAUAGAGCAGCUGAAGGAGCUCGGCUCUGAAGCUGAGGAUGUUUACAGGCAGAUGGUGGCCGCUAAGGGACAAAUUACUGCCAGGAUGGGCGAGUGCUUCAACUCCCUCCAAAAGAUCCAGGACUCCCUCCUCACUCUUGCUGGUUCAGAUGUUGCAGCAGUCCUUGCAAAACUUAAAGAUCUGUGUCGGCAACUGCAGACCCAGGAUGAGCAGGCAGAGAGUUUGCUGGAGGAUCUGCGUGUCCUGACCUCCAUAACAAGUGCAGAUAGCCUAGAGACUCUGUGUGCGGACGGGAUUCAGCUGCAAGAGAAAGUGAGAAACGCCCAUGACCUCUUCUCUGACGUGGAAGAACAGACUCAGAGGAGUAUCCAGGAUCUUGACAGGCUGCAGAAGGAGAGCGAGCAUUUGGAACAGUGGCUGCAGGCCGCUGAGGUUAAAGCAAGAAAGGGGGAGGAUCUUGGUCUCCUGCAAGAGGAAGCACUUAAACAAAGGGUGAGGACUGAGCUCCUCAGUCAGCUUGUGUCAUCUUUACAAAGCAGCAGCCUUCAGCAGUCUGCGCUGGUGGAAGAAAGUAGCAAACUGCUGGAACGAUCCCACAACUUCCACACCAACAUAUUACAUGGUGCCCAGGAGAAGCAAUGCUCUCUGAGCAGGGACCUGGAGGUGUUUCAGGUUUUAUUGAAGUCCACACAAUCCUGGGUCGGAGAUCUGAGACUACGUGUUGACUCCCCACUUGGUGAAAGACACGGUCUCCAGAGUCCUGUAGAGCAGAGACUUCACCGUGCUCAAGCUGUGGUAAGUGCAACCACAGAUGGAGCGGCUCGCCUUGAGGAGCUCAGAGUUACUGGAAAUAGUCUGAGCCACAGACUGAGUGAUGGAGAUGAUCUGAAACAGGAAAUUCAGGAAACCAUUCAGAAAAUAGAGGAGCAGUGGAGGGACCUUCAGCAAUCAGUUGAGCCUUAUCACAGGGUUCUGCAGACUGAUCCAGAGGUCACCUCCUCCCACCUGUCCAGAAGACAGGAGGUCGGCUACAGGGUGGAAGAGCUGCAGCGCCAAAUUGCUCAGCUCCCCACUUUAUUCCCCUGGCCUGGCACAGCUGAACGUAGACAAGCCUGCCUUCUAGCCCGUCAACUGUGGGAUGAAUCUAAAUCCCUGCAAUUAACUCUUACCAGCCUGACUGAACAGAGGAGGGAUCUGGCUGAGCGAACCAGUGACAACAUCUGGGCAGAUUCCUCCUGGGUUGAGCUGGACACCUACUGCCUAUCACUGAUGGCAGAGCUGACGGCUUUGCUACAAGAAGUAACAGACAUGGAAAAAGACACUUUGCAACUUGUAACGCUGAAGGACUCUAUCACAGACAGCGCCACGGUCGAGGCCCAAGCCAGCCUCUCCCAGCAAGUCAGCAUCCUCCAAAACCACAAGAGGGCACUAGACAGCAGCAUCAGAGAAAACCUGGCACUGCGCACAGAAAACAACAACCAGAGAGAUCAACAGGUGAAGGAAGAGGUCUCCUGUGUGCAGACAGCUGUGAAAGAUCUGGCUGCAAAUGUUGGCAAUCUGUGCGGGAACCUUGAAGUGCUGCCUGAUAUCAGCCAGCUCAGACAGGAGUGGUGUGCCAUACAGGACUUUGAUACCAGACUGACAGAGUUGGCGGCAAGAGUUUACAGCCUGCAGAAUACUGGAGAGUCCAGCAUCACACAAGACGUGCUUCCUGCAGAUGUCACUUUGACUGUUGAUGGAGUUGCUAAAGAUGUUGACAGCCUCAGGUCCAUUUUCCUACAAAGGAAGCAGGAGUGUGCAGAAAACACAGCUAACAGGGUGAGACAGGUCGUCGGGCGGCUGCAGCAGUGGAGCCAAACAGUACAAGCUGAACCAUCAUCGCCCAGUCAGGCGGCUCUGGAUGAAGGAUGCUCAAGAAACAGGAAAUACUGUGAGGAUAUCAAUGCGAGCCCAAAGAAAGUGUUUACAAUAGUGUUGGACAUGGAGUUUCCUCUGUACCAGCCACAGGACAUGCAGCAAAGGGGAAAUGUUGGAGCCAGCAGACCAGAUCCCUGUGGCACAAAGAUCACUGAAUUUUCAAGGACAGGACUCCCUGAGAAAAAAUCAGAAUCGUUUUCAACAUUAAUCCGUCCUAAAGCAGAAGAAACAGACUUGAAAGGCCAUAGUUUUAAAUCAAAUGUGUCUCAAGUGGCAGACUCACUGUCAGAAAAGCCCUCAGCGUCAAAGAUGGUGCAAUCUGCAAGUGCCAAAUUAUCAUGCAAAGAAAAGUCAGAAAGCCAUGAAUUAAUGCACAAUGAUGUGUUGAAUUCCUCCAAAUCAUGUUGCGCUGUUGCUGAGUGUCAGCUCACUGGCGCUCAUGCAGCAGACACAACAUUUCCCAAUGUCAAACAAGGGGAGGUGACAGGUUCCUGUCACACUGAGAAGCAAACAAUGAGCUCAGUCUUAUGCGCUGUGGAAAGUUCAGCGCAAACUGGAGGUGCCAUAACUACAACUCACAUACCUGCCGGUGACAAUAAACAGGUAAUGGUUGCUGACGCUGCAGAGAGCACAGGUACGGGAUAUGCAGAGACGGCAGAAGCAGAAAACACAGAAGAAGCAAGUGACCCUGAAGGCCCUGAGUCCGUACGUUCGGAUGCGCCAGAAAGACAAGAAAACACUUCGCUGCGAAAAGGAGAAAGUGAAUCAAAGUUACCUGCAGCGCUGGAGGACAAAGAGGUGACACAGGGACAGCGUCAGAUGCAAGAAGACAUGGAGCCUGAGAGGACGACGCCGGGUUUGUCAGCUGAUUGGGGUGCCGGAGAGACGACAGGUGGAUCAACAGCGUCCUGCAAACACAGAUCCACCAUGCUGGAUAUCUUGUCUGAGAUACAGAGCUUGGCGGAAAGAAGUAACAUAAUAAAUAGGACACCACACAUUGAUUUAAAUUGGUAUCUGAAGUCCUCUCCUGGUGAACCAGAGAUUCGCCUGAUGCGAACAGUCCAGCAGGUUCUGGCAUGUCGAUAUCAACCAGCACAACUCGAUGUGGCUGCUAUGGCCAAACAGCUGGAGGAAGCAGAGGUAUGUGCACCAACUUCUGUAUCACAACAGUUUCAUUUUGAUUCAAUAUCAAAUAAAAUUGUAGCUGAAGGACAAUGGAGUGCAGCACUGCUGGAUGCCUCUGCCACAGUGCAGGUGAAAGCAGCACAGCUGGACCAGAAACGCUUUGGAAGUAGUGCUGUUCAAGCUGACAAACUCCACGCCCUGCUGCAAACCAUGGAACAGAAGAAAAGCAUCAUGGAGGAGCUGCUCCACCUAAGUGGCCAGUUAUCAGUCCACUUGAGUGACGCAGAAAGUUCGGGUGCUCUUCUUGCCCAGCUUGGAGACGUCCAAGAGGAAUGGAGGCUUUUGGAAGGAGGUAUCAAGAGAGCUCUACAACACGCCACAAACUCCAACGCUCAAUCCUCUCUUCUUAUAAAAGAGGCCCAUCAGCUUAAAGUCAAGGUCGAAGCUCUUCAGAAAUCCAACUUUCAAAGCAACGACAGCAAAAGUGCUUUAGAAUUUGUUUGUCUGACCACAGACCUAAAACUGUACAACCAGCUUUAUCUACACUUACAAUCCCAGUCAGAUGCUCUCGUCCAUUUCUCUCUGGGUCAGAAGGAGAAGGAUGAGAUCCAGUGUAAUCUUCAGGAUUUGGGAUCAUUGCUUAAUGACGCCAAGAGAAAGCUCGAUACUUCCACGUAUAGCUGUGGAGGCAUUUCCUCAACUAAGAUCAACAAACAAUUACAAGACCUGAUCAUGUGGGCCAAGCAGGCAGAAAACCACAUCUCCAUUGGGAAAAAGUUAGCUCUUUUCCCAGAGGAGGCUCGUAUUCAGAUUGUUGACAUGAAGAAAUUUCAGACUGAUAUUUUUUCCCAACGGUCCAAGAUGCAAGCACAAGUUGAGGAGAUGAAAGAUGUAGCCUUUGACAUGGGAAAGGAGGAAAGCAACGAAGUAUUGAAGACAGUAGAGGACCUCUAUGAAGCCAUUGUUGACAGCUUGGAUCAUGUUCUUGUUACCUUGAAGAAACACCUACACGAGCGGGAGAAACUCUUGUCCCAGCUUGCUAGCGUGGAUGCCUGGCUAGCAGCAACACAUGCUACAAGAGACCCCUGUGCCCAUGUUGAAAAUGUGUCCAAAGCUGACAUCCAAGAGCUGGAGAGCAAGCUGGAGAGUCACAAAUUAGCCACUGUGGAAAUACAGAGCCAACUAAAUCUGGUGGAGGCGAUGGCUGAAAGUUGGAAGGACAUGGCGGUAGGGUUGAGUCCAGGAGAGAGCCGCUACCUUGUCAACAGACUGUCAGGCCUCUGGACAGAAUUGGAUGGACUGCUGGCUCAUGAGAAAGCAACCAGCUGGGAACUACAGGAGCUGAUUCAUGAGCGAACAUCUUCAGAUGAGGAGUUAUCAACCAUCCAGGCUAGCUUAAAGCAAAUUUCCGCUGAUUUGGAUAAGCAAAAAUUCCCUCUAACACAGGAAACCCUUUCAACAGUUGUACAUUUGAAGCACAUGCUAAUGGAGAAUCAGUGUCAAGUACAAGAGCUUCAGCACUGCCAUGAGGCCAAGCGUAGCACCCUGCUGUACACCAUUGGAGAACUGCAAGACAGGUGCAAAGCUCUCAGUCUUAAUGCUUUUGAGCAAGACAAAUAUCUGCACCUGAGGAGACAAAUGGAGGAAUCUAGGGACAUUGCCAAAGAGCAAAUCCAGCGUGCCAAAGACAAAACAAUCAGUGUCGGUGAGAGAUUCAGACUGUGCCAAACACUCCUGGUUGAACUUCCUUUAGUGAAGACACAGUGUCAAGAAGCAGGGGAUCAGCUGGAGGCCAUAGCUCAGGAGCUGUACCCAUCUGAGCUGAAUUCAGAGAGGGAGAGGAUUCACUGCACUGUGGAAACUUUGGUCUCCUGGGAGCACUCUGUCACAGAUGAUAUCAAAUACCUAGAGGCCAAGCUUCUGUUGGGUUUGCGCUUUUCCUCUGAACUUCCUGCCUUAAUUGAGCUUUUCCAAAAUACAAGAGUGGAGCUGGAGGGAGCCAGGCCAGUCGAUCCAGAGGAGAAAGCAAUUGACAGUGCACUACGAAGAUACUGGGUCCUUUGGAGGAAUAUGGAGUCUGGGAUGAGGGUUUUAGAAGUUCUGGGACGGAAGGAAAAAAUUAACCUGAAGAACUUCAAGGAGCUAUACUCUCUCAGGGAUGUGGCCAUGCAAGAAUGUCAUUUACGAAUGGAGAGUUUAUCUCAGGCUCGAGAAUCCUUGAAGGAUUACCAAUGGGCCGCUCAAGGAGCAAUAGCCUUUCUUCAUAAUGCUGAAGCCACCUUUUUGUCAGCUCCCGGAGGGUUUUUGGACUGCACCGAGGAACAGAGACAGAGCCGGCAGGCUUUAGAAGCUCUAGAAGACGGAUUUCAGGCUCAUAUCUGCCACCUUGUGGAACUGGUCCCCCAGCAACCCUGCCUCUCCUGCCCCAAGGCCGAGCAGCUCCACCUCGGUAUUCUCACCCAGUUGUUGGUAGGAAGAGCUGUACUGGAGGCCCAGGCCCAGCUCAGGCUGGAGUCCUUGCAGAGUUGUGCAGCAAGACAACAAAGUCACAGGAGCUGUCAUGAAGACGUACGGCAUCGUCUUUCUAGGUCUGAAGCUGGACUUUCAGAAUGCGCUGCGGCACAAAUCAUGUCAUACGACAAAUGUGUUGCCCAACAAAAGAGAGCAACGCUACUGAUGGAGGAUCUCCGCAACCUUGCUGGGAAGAUAGAAGAACUGAGGGCUGGAUGUCCGAUGCAGGGCUGCGGAGUUGGUAAAGACGGUGAGCUGGCUGCCCUCUGGCGCCGUUGGGUAUCGUUACGACGUGGCGUUGGCGUUCUGAUGGCACACGCAGAACAGAGACAAGAGGAAUGGAAGGACAUCACUACAAGUAUUGAGCAGUGUUGCAGUUUUUUGGCCAGUCUUCAGGCAGAGGUGCCUGACUCCUCCACUGUGAGCUUCACUCAAGAGAAACCCCUGGAGCUUCUUGCCCAGGCUGAGAUGCACCAGGCCGGCCUGGAGCAGGAGCAGCAGGCCUUGGCCUCCCUGGAGCAUCGACUGGAGCAUGCCCUGAGCUUGUCCAGUUCACAGGAUCCCAUGAGUCCCGGACCUGUUGGCAGAACACUGGUGAAGAUCCAGGAGAAUGUCAGGAGCCUAAAAGAGAGAAACCUGCUGGUUGUAGCUGCAGCCCAGGCAGAGGAGAAAGAGAGACAGCAAGUCCAAGCGGAGAUAGGAGAGGUGGCGAAACACAUGCUCGCCAUUCUCUCCACGCUGGAAGCUUGUUCGAACGCAAGCAAACGACAGGAGCUCAGAGAGGAUCUGUCCUCUCAGAGGUCCAAGCUAAAGUCCAUCAUGCAUGGUGUAGAGAGCCGGUAUGAAGAGAUUCCUGAUGAUAUCAGCAAACGGUUACAAAAAGUUCAACUGUCCCUACAGAGAGCAGAGGAGAAGCUCAUGGAGGGGAGUAGCCCGGGUCGCCAGCUGGCUGGUCGAAUGGUGGAGCUUUGUUCUGGCCUCGAGAAAGUGAAAGCGUCACUGGAGCAGAAAAGUCCAACAGUCAACAACGCUCAAAAUAUGCUCAAGCAUGUUUGGGAUGAGCUGGAUGCGUGGCACAGCCGCUUGAUGAUCCUGGAGAGCGAGGUGCACGAUCUUGCGGAGGAGCAGCCGGACCAAGCUCACCUGCUCAUGGACCAACUCACACAACCACUGCAGCUCCAUCAAAACGUGUCGCAGAUGGCCGAACAUCGCACUGCCUUCCUCAGCAAGAUCCCAGUCUGUCUUCAGGAGUUACAAGACAUUUUGUACAGCGCCACCUGCUGGAUGGAGGAGGCCCAGACAUGGCUCAACGCUCCUUGCUCAUUCACAACAGCCAGAAGCCUCCAGAAUCAUGCAAGCUCUCUGCAGCUGGUCCUGGACGACUCAGAGAGGAUUAGGGACACCUUGCAGGGCUUCAGGCCGGUGCUGGCUGAGAUCUCUGCUGUGUGUGACAUCAACACGCAGGAGAAGCAGCUGGACCAGAAUGACCAACAAGUCCACAAAAUGCAACGCAACCUCCUGGAGCCACUGGAGCAACUCCUGCAGGCUGCCGUGGUGGUGGAUGUGAUGGAAGCUGAGCUUAAGACUAUGGAGAAGAAUGUUCCCAAGAUCAGAACCAUUUUAUCCUCCAUGGACGACUCCAACAUAACUCUAACGGAGCAUCUUCAAAACCGACAGGUGAUCCUGGCCAAUGUGCAGUCAAUGCAGAGGACACUGGAGGAGCUGGAGAAAUGCAAAGUGGAGCUUCACCUCCCACAAGGCGCAGAGGAGAGCCUGCUGGCCUUCUCCCGAACCGGACUGCUGCUGCAGCCGCUCGAGGAACUGGAACAACUCACACAGCAACAAGCCUCUCUGCUGGAGAACAAGAUUAGGGAGGAGGAAGAAACCAGCAAGGAUGUUGGCAUCACCCCAGUCUCCAGUAAUCCUGAAGAGAGACAGCAGCUAUACAGAUCUCCACAAAGACACUUAGUCCAGCAGGAGGCUUUUGAAGUGUCUAAUUCAGAGGAAGAGGAGGAAGAGGAUGACGAGAGUUGUCACUCGUCGUCCUCUGACACACUAACAUGCAGUAUACCGGAGGACCCAGAGGAGACACUCAACGUUUCAGAUGUGACAAGUGAGGAUAUUGCUGAAAUGAAGCCACUGUCAAAGGUUAAGGAACUGGGGAGUUUGGUUCAUGAGUUUUCAUCUGAAGUGGAGACGAGCUCCAGAGGAGCCGAAUCUGGGCUUUUAUCUGUGAAGCCUCGCUGUGAUACCAACGACUCUGGAUCUAAAAAUAUCGGAGCUGGAUUCAUAACAAUGGAUUCUAAAGCUGAUGUUGGCGAUUCGUCUCGUCCCGAAACUCUGACUGCUGAGCCACUGAUCUCUGCAGUCAUUCCAGCAGCUAAAGACCAGUUUACCGCUGCUACAAAGCCCCCUCAGGCUGCAGCAGCGAUUGAAGACACAAGACUGAUUCCUGCAAGACCUAUAGCUCCAUUCACGCCCACGAGAGAAUCAGUGCUCAUAGAGGAUGGAGACAGGGCAGGACAUGAGGAAGAUGAGAAGGAGCAGCAAAGGUGGAGUCGACUUUAUACCCAGAUCUAUCAAAAACUGACCACUUUGAAAAAAGUUCAGCAGGAGCAUCAAACCUUGAUUAGCAGCUCAGAAGAUGGAGGGACCCAUGAAAAGGUUCCAGAAAAGGAGCCGAUAUCAAGCGGAUCUGCUUCUGCUGUUCUCCAGUGGACACACGAGUCCAUCACCAUGCUGAGACAAAUAGUGACGCCUGCAGACAGCUCUCAUCCAGGUGUGAAGGAGGAGUUGUACGAGGCUGCACGGAGGGUCCUCUUCUGUCUGGACUCUUGGACUGACCUCCUCUUGACUCCUGGUGGCGCUGAUGAAGAUGACCUCCCCCUGAGGCUGCUGCAGCAGGAGUGUGUAUCAAGUGACCUGGUGAUUCUCACUGAGCUGUUAAAUAAAGUGGAGUCAGAAACCAGGCCUGCACUUUCCAAAGAGCAACCAGACGCUUACCACUGUUUGACCUGCCUUCAGGACUGUCUCUCUACAGUCCAGCUGGUCUUCACCUCAUCCAGAACUCAGGUCAUUGAACAUCUGGGCCUCAAAAACCAACAUCAGGACUUCUUCAAACAGCUGUGUAUUUUGGACGAGUUUGAACUGGGACAGAGUGAGACCUUCCCAAGUCUAAAGGAUGCUCCUAGUUUGGAGCAGUGUCUCCAGGGAAGACAUCUGAGGGAGAGUCCGGGGGAAAAAGCCAAGGUACAGCAAGCAUCUGGCUCCUUGCUUCAGGGGAUAACUCACCUCCUGGAACUGGGCGAAGAAGGCAUAAAAGAAAGGCAGAUGAGCCAGGUUCACAACCGCAGCCAACUUCAAGCCGCUCUCUGCAGACCCAAGAGGCUCCUGCAGGUCCUCAGGUCUCAGUUGGCUUUUGUGCAGCAUCUAUUUCAACGUGAACCAGAGGUUUUCAAGUGUCAAGAGGAUGAGCGCUUACAGCUGGAGGUCAGGGCCAAAGCUUUGCAGCAACAGGCUCUGGAGCAGGAAGUGGCUUCUUACAGGAGGCUGCAGGAAUGGACCAUUUGGGAGGAUAAUUGCGGUCAGCUGGGUAGGGUGCUGGAUGAGUCUGAAGCCCUCAUCAGCAGCGGGGAACCAGAGGGAGACGACGAGGAGUCGUCUGUCGUACAGCACAGACUAGACGCCUGCCAGCAAACACUGGUCCAGCUGGAUGACAGCAGAGCAGCUUUAGGACUGCUCCUGGAUCAGUGUAAGGUGCUGCAGACAGAGCCGGUGUUUGCUGCCUCAGUCGGCCUGGCAGGAGGUGCUCUGGAGCUGCGAUGGAGGAGUGCCUUCAGGCGGACAGAGCAAGAGAUCCGACGCUGCAGAGACAUCCAGGAAGUCCGUGCCAGAUUCCAGACAGACUUCACCUUGGUCAGUAAUUGGCUGGUUGGUGCCAGUAAACACCUGAAGACUUGGUCAGACCUGGCAGACACCUCAGGCCUGAACCAGGAGUGUGUUCACAAAAGUCUAUUCAAGCUGCUGGACUUAUCCAUGGAGGUGGAGGCCAUGUCGGUGCAGAGGGCGUCUGUUUCUAGGGAAGCCACGCAGCUUCUCCACCUGAGGGAAGCUGACUGUCCCGGGCUGAGAGCUCAGAUCGCCCAGCUGGAGGUCCGCUGGAGCCAGCUCACCUCAGAUGUGUCCAGGCUACAAGAGCAGCUACACCAGAAGCUGCUGGCUGGAUGGCCACCGGCGGAGUUGCUGUGUGACCUGGAGGACUGGCUGAAGAAGCUGGAGACUCGACUGAGCCAGGAGAAAGAGACAGUUCUCAAAGCCAAAGAUGCUGCUCAGAUCACUGAAGUCCUGCUACACUACAAGGAGUUAAAGGCAGGUAUUGCAAGCGGCCAGCUCCUCCUCGAUUUCCUGUGCCAGUCUGGGCCUCAGGCGGCGGGAGCAGACAUCCAAGCUCUCCGAUCUGAACGAACACUGUUUGCAGAGACACUUGGUGCCCUUAGACUCCAGUGGCUGCAACUCCAGAGGCAGGUGGAGAGCCAGAUUCAUGGAGCUGAACAGAUGCAGCACACUUGUGCAGCCAGAGAAAGGCGGUUACAGCAUCUUCAUGGGUGGAUAGAGCAGCAGAAAAAGCAACUGACUCAGUGGGAACAACCCACCAGUCAAACGUUCGCUCGUAAGGCCCUGCUAGAGUGGGAGGCUGUUGUAGGCAGAGUGAAAGGGGUGGCUGCAGCUUUGCAGGAGUUGAAAGCCACACGAGCUCAUGCUGAAAAGGAAGAGGAGCACCCCUGUGAUAUCACGUUCUGGAACCAGGCAGAGAGUGUCAGUCAUGCCUGUGAGGAUCUUAGUCAACAGAUGGAAGCUCUGAGACCAGCUCUGCAACAGACUGUCACAGAGUGGAGUUGUUUUGACAGAGAUCUGAGAGAGGUUACUCUGCACACCAGUAGGGUGCGCUGUGCUCUGCAGCAUCAGCAAGCUCCUGUGUUCUCACUGACGCAGGCAGAGGGACACGCGGAACACCUCCAGCAACUCCAGGGGAAUGCUGGGAAAGGAGAAACGCUCUGGGCGGCUGUGGAAAAAUCAUUCCAGAGUCUCAUGAAGACUCUUCAUCAUGGAGCAGCGCAGGCACUAAGUGACCAAAUGGAAGGAGAGCGGAAACGGUGGAAGGACGUGGUGCAGGAGCUAAAGGACAUGCACGUGAAGACCGGAGAGACACUCUCCCUUUGGCAGGAGUACAGUCGUCUCUCUGAUAACUGCUCCCUGCACCUGCAACAGCUGUGGCUUCAGUGGGAGGAGCUGUCGACUUCUUCACCUGCGCAGGACACGCAGACAAUGGUUGCCUCAGUGGAGAAGCUGCAGGUUGUUGCUGAGGGCUUGCAAAGCAGUGUGGGAGAUGUACUGGAGGCUUCCAAGCCUCUUAUGGGACGGCUAGGACCUCCUUCUGCAAAUUUGAUCCAAUCACAGACCAGACUGCUUUCACGUGACGUCCUGCUUCUCUGCCAGGCAAUGUCAGGGAAAAAGAAAAGUCUUCAGGAUGAUGGUGAGGAGCAGAAACGAUUUCAUACUUGCCUGCAGACCCUUGAAAAGCAGACACAGAACAUACAAAACAAACUGAGGGCCGGUGUAAAUGACAAAGACUCUGUGAAGCAGGUUCUCCUGGAGCUCAGUGAUCUGUUUCCGUCACUGGUUGACGUCAGGGAGACGAGCGGCUAUUUGACCCUGAACAACCAGGAGAGGGAGAGACUGCACAUGCUCAGCAGGGAGUGGAUCGAAAGCAUGACUCGCAUAUCUGACAGGAACAGAGAGCUGCAGGCUGAGCGUCAGAGUUCCCAGACCUUUCAGGAGAAGUAUAAGAACCUGAUGCUUGUAAAGGAGAAACUUGUUGAGGAAUCGAUGUCUAAAAAACCUCUAAGUCUCUCCUGCCUCCAAGAGAUGCUGACUGCCCAUCAGAGGCUUCAGGCUGAAAUAAUUACUGGACACCAGCUUCUGCGGAGUCUCCUCAGUGAUGCAGUCAAGUCCAUGGAAAAAGAAACAAGAGAGAAAAGAUCUGAGCUCGUGGCACAAGUGGCCAGUGUGAAGGAGAGCUGGUUCAGUGCCGUUGCUCUGGCUUGCCAGCGCAGGUCCUUGGUAAAAGAACAGCUCAGACAACGAAGAAUCUACCACCAUGGCCUGAAACAUCUGUGGAAGCUGCUGACGGACGUUGACCCUCUGCUGCCCCCUGCUGGUCCCGCUCUCUGUACACUGCAGCGAUUGGGAAGCUGCGCGGAUGAAUACCAGUGUGUUGAAGAGGCUUUGGGUCUGCGGUCCACCGUCUACAACCAGACACUGGAGGCUGGCAAACAUUUGUGUGAAACCAUGACGGAGUCUGAGUGUCAGAGUCGACUGCAGUCAGAGCUGCAGGCCGUAGAGGAGGCCUGGAAACAAACCAGCUCACUGCUGGGCAGGAGAAGAGACCUGGUUAAUACAACUCUUCAGAAGUGGUCUCAGUGUCAGGACGGGAUGACCAACAUCUUGUCUGAGCUGGAUGAGGUGAAGACCAAGAUGAAUCAGCAGCUGCCUGAAAGCCCAGAGAAGCUCAUCCAGGAGACAGAACUCUCUCUGCAGCGUUUGGCCAGUGGAUUGAGGGAACUGGGCACCAUGAAGACGGACCUGUCCCAGUACAUCACGGCCGGUGACUCGGCUCUGCUGGAGCAGCAGCUGGAACAACUCCACGGUCAAUGGGAAGAGCUGUGUAUGAAGGUAUCCUUGCGCAGGCAGGAAAUCGCAGACCGCCUCAAUGCCUGGACCAUCUUCAACGACAAGAACAAAGAGUUCUGUGAUUGGCUGACUCAGAUGGAGAACAAGGUGUGCCACAGUGGAGAUCUGAGCAUCGAGGAAAUGGUGGAGAAACUGAAGAAGGACUGCAUGGAGGAAAUCAACUUGUUCAGUGAGAAUAAAAGCCACCUGAAGCAGUUGGGUGAGCAACUGCUGUUAGCCAGCGAUGAGGCCAAGCAGACCCAGGUCCGCGGCUCAAUGCAGGAGGUGAACCAGCGCUGGCACAACCUCUUCCACCACAUCGAAGCCAGGGUGAAGAAGCUGAAGGAGACGCUGGUCACAGUGCAGCAGCUGGAUAAGAACAUGAGUAAUCUCCGUUCGUGGCUUUCGCGAAUUGAGGCUGAGCUGUCCCGACCAAUCACCUACAGCGUCUGUCACCACCAGGAGAUCCAGAGGAGGCUGGCUGAGCAGCAGGAGCUGCAGAGGGACAUUGAGCAGCAUACGGAGGGCGUAGCGUCGGUGCUCAACCUGUGCGAUGUUUUGCUGCGGGACGAAGAUGCUGCCGGCGGCACUGAGGCGGAGAGCGACUCCCUGCAGGAAACCAGCCGCAGCCUGGACCAGCGCUGGAGGGCCAUCUGUACCAUGGCUCUGGACAGGAGGCUCAGGAUCGAGGAGACGUGGAGACUCUGGUGCAAGUUCCUCGAUGACUACUCGCGGUUUGAGGAUUGGCUGAAGAUGGCUGAGCGCACCGCUGCCAACCCCAACUCUGCAGACGUCCUUUAUACUGUCGCCAAAGAGGAGCUCAAGAAGUUCGAGGGUUUCCAAAGGCAGGUUCAUGAGCGACUGACCCAGCUGGAGCUAGUCAACAACCAGUACCGCCGUCUGGCCAGGGAGAACCGCACCGACCGGGCCAGCCAGCUCAAAGCCAUGGUCCACGAGGGCAACCGGCGCUGGGACACCCUGCACCGCAGAGCGGCCUCCAUCCUCCGCAGGCUCAAGUAUUUUACGAGCCAGAGGGAGGAAUUUGAAGGCACCAGGGAGAGCAUGCUGGUGUGGCUGACCGAGCUGGACCUGCAGCUCACCAACGUUGAGCACUUUUCAGAGAGCGACGUCCAUCACAAGAUACAGCAGCUCAACAGUUUCCAGAAGGAGAUCUCACUGAACACUGAGCGCAUUGACGGGCUGAUCGUGUUUGGAGAGGGUCUGAUCCAGAGGAGCUCGCCGCAGGACGCAGCGCUGAUAGAGGACGAGCUGCAGGAGCUGCACACCUACUGCCAGGAGGUUUUCAGCAGACUGGUCCGCUUCCACCAGCGACUCAGCCAGCCACCGAUCAAAGAAGAACCUGAGCUCUCUGGUACCACUUUUUCCUUGGAGUCGAGCUUGGAGCUGAUUGGCCGGCCGUGGCUUGGGCGGACCCAAGGAAGCCUCCCGGCCACACCCACCCACCUGCUGGCCUCCCCGCUGGAGCGUUCAGGGCGGGAGACACCUGUGAGCGUGGACUCGCUGCCUCUGGAGUGGGACCACACCGGAGAUGUAGGAGGUUCAUCGACACAUGAAGAUGAUGAGGAGGAGGAAGAACGUGAUGAAGAGGGAGCUUACUUCAGUGCACUAUCAGAGGUGGAGUUCACUGAGAGCCAGGAGGAUUUUAUUGAAGCCCCAGAAGCGUUACUAUCCUCCUCACUGGUUCCAAGCAGGUCUAUGGUCGGACAUGAGUCUCCAGGAUGGGGGUCACAGACAGACACACACACACCUCUCCAGCUGCACUCUGAGGCUGCACCCACUCUCACCAGCACGCCCAUAAAGCAGGGCUAUCUGGGUCUCAUGACUCAGUGCAGCGGCAGCAUCAAGGACAUUAAAAGAGUCUCGCUGAUUCUGGAUGACGAGGAGCAGCCGAGGGAGCUCGGUCUGACGGGACUCAGCGCCUCAGACAAACAGUCAGGUGUGAUUGAACGCUGGGAGUUGCUCCAGGCUCAGUCCAGGAGCGAUCAGCAGGCCAGCCCUCAGGAGCCCCGACAGCUCACGUCUGACCUCGACGACAUCACCUCCUGGUUAGAAAACGUGAUCCCAGAGCUGGACCGCCUCCAGCCGUCCAACCCAGCGGCGAGCAUCGAGGACAUGGAAGCCAGAGCCAAAGAACUAAAGGAGAUGCAGAGGGUGUUUACUCGCUACAAGUCCAUCAUGCUGUCUGUCAACCUGAGAGCUCAGGAGGCCCCAGACCUACAGCAAAGACUGGCGAGUAUGAACAGAGACUGGAGCAGAGCAUGUACCGGCCUCCAGCAGUGGGACACCAGUCUGAGGAACACGCUGAUGCGCUGCCAGGAGUUUCAUGAAACCCUCCACUCUCUGUUACUGUGGCUGGCCCACGCAGAGAGCAGACGCUACACAGUGGACAUCAGUCACCCAGACACACCUGUCAGAGCGCUGCGACAACAGCGCAACACGCUCACUGAUCUGCAGGAGGAGCUGCGGGGCAGGCAGGCGCAGCAGGCCUCGCUCCAGGCUCUGUGGUCUCAGCUCCAGCCCGAGGACGGAGCCGAGGAGAUCGACGAGGCCCAGGAGAAGCUUCACGUCACGGGUAACAGGAUGAAGUUGCUCCUGAGGGAGGUGAACCAAGACCUGAGCACCCUGCAACAGCGACUGGGCUGUGAAACUGAAUCAGACGACCAAGGCGCCUCUGCAGAUGCUUCUGAGGAGGCCGCACAUUCAAAGAAAGGUUCCUCGACUCAAAGAGAGAGGAGGGAUUCGUCUCCGCCUCGGUCCUUCUUCUACAGGGUCCUUCGCGCUGCCUUCCCCCUCCACCUCCUCCUGCUGCUCCUCCUGCUGCUCCCCUGUCUGAUUCCCAUGUCAGAGAGCGACCCCAGCUGCACUGUGGCCAACAAUUUUGCCCGGUCUUUCUACCCCAUGUUACGUUACACCAACGGCCCCCCACCCACCUGAUGAUGGAAAUUUUGCAUAUUUUGUUUGAGAACGCAGAGAAACACGUGCCACCUUUUUGUCACAUGACCAAACUGUCAAACAUAAGUUACCCCAAAUUGUAUUUUAAUCUCUAUUUUUAAAGAUUUGAAUUUAGAACAUUGUAUUUAUUCCGGACCUGCCCGUUCGACUGCAUUUCAAUCAGAACAAACAUCACAUGAACAAAAAUGUAGAUAUUCUAGUUUAAUAUUGCAAAGAUCUUGAAACCGUCCAAGAAAAUCAAUCACUGCAGCCUCUUGUAGAACGCACCUGCAAACCACAACUCAAAAAUAGAGUUCAUCAGCAGAUGUUCGUGCUCGCUCAGGUGUGAUUGACUGUUGGAGGCGUGAAGCAGCGGCAGCAAAGACACGUACGUUUAUCUUUCAGCUGCUGUACGAUGCUCAGUGGUUAGAAGAAAAAGCCAGUAAAUAUAUUGAGUCAGUUCAUUGGAGAACAACAAAGAGGAAAGACCCAGUUGAUUAAAAGCUUCAGUCGAUGGAUAAUCAAGUCUAAACAUCCCAUGCAGGACACAGUGGCAGUAGAAGGCUGCAUUAGUGGAUUUUCACUGAACAAGCCGUCGCUUUGCUUCUUUCAGAGCUUCCUUUAUUCAAAACAAUGUACAUACAAAAGACACAUACACUGAGGUCAGUCCUCUGGUCUUUUACAUGUUUAUCAUGACGAUCAUGGUCUGAACUGGACAUUAUUUUAUCAACUGUUGACGUUUCAUUUUGUCUCACGUUAUCCUGCCGGUUACACUGAACUCUACAAAGAAAAAUAAUUUUUUUUAAAUGAAAAAGACACUGGUUGAAUUUGAAUGUAUUCUAUAAAAGGCCAAUAGUACAAAAUUAAAGUUGUUUUUUAUACACAUACUUCUAUAUCCAUAUUUUUUUAGAUGCUGUUUGUGAGCAGACAUGUACAUGCCUCCUGGUGCCAUGUUAGAUUUAGCAGGAUGAUGUUUAUGUACAGAUUGUAAUAAUAUAAUGCAUAUUUAUAACAGCAAAAGGUGGAUUUAUGCUCCUGAUUUUCUGGUAGUAAACACUGAUUGUUUUAAA